UUUUUAGAAUAAAGUGAAUCAACCUGAAAAUACAAUUAUACUACUGGAUAUCAGGCUUUAAGGAUUCUUCAGCAGUAACUGGCACAAGGUCAUCACAGCUCAAAUUUUGAAUCAUCCCUACUGGAAGGCUUUCAAAACACUUUAGUCAGCAAUAUGGGUUUCCUGGCCGGAAUUUUUAGAAACUAUGGCUUAUUUUGUGCUCAACACCCAUGGCAAGUGAUCUUCUUGGUCUUAACAUCCACAGUAGCCAUCAUCAGUAGCCAAGGAAUGCACACACUCAAUCGCGCGCGUGACUCGCUGGGUUCGCCACAGCCCCUGGAUAUAGUGCUAAUGACGACAGUGCGAGCUGUGGCUGUUUUAUACAGCUAUCACAGAUUACGUUCCUUACACCGAUCCCAUUCCAGAUUUGUUUUGAGUUUGGCCGGACUUUUUACUGUCUUCUCCAGUUUUGUUUUCACUUGCAGCGUCGUCAACGUCAUGCAAAGUGAUCUUUCUGAUCUGAAGGAUGCGCUUUUCUUCUUCCUUCUACUGAUCGAUGUGGUCAAGGCUUGUACUCUAGCUCACUGGUCAUUAAGCUGUUCGGUUAGAAAUGCGGCCGAAGUCGCGUCAUGCAUCUCCCAAGGCAUGGCUGUCCUCGGACCAGCCAUUACGCUCGACACCUUGGUCGAGACUCUUGUCAUAGGCGUUGGAACCUUGUCAGGAGUUCGAAGGUUAGAAGUCUUAUGCGGCUAUGGAUGUAUGUCAGCCGUCGUCAACUAUGUAGUCUUCAUGACAUUUUAUCCAGCCUGUCUGGCCCUCGUGUUAGAGCUCUCAAACAAACCAGAAGUGAUGGACAGCGACGCUACUUUGGAUUCCAGCAAGGUCGACCAGUCAGCCCCUUUCCAAUGGCAACACCGUGUCAAACUUCUUAAACAAAUGAUGGCAAUGGAGCAACCCAAUCCCUUAGUUCAACGUGUAAAGCUUAUCAUGGCAGCAGGGUUGAUGGUCGUUCACGCUCACAGUCAGUGGGUAUUUUUACAAGAUGGAAAGAUUUUAAGCCCUGAAAAGCCAGGGGCUACCCUCAGCCCGGCCUCUAUUGUAGACGUGGCGGCGGAAGACUCGGUGCUUCGGUGGCUUUCCGACCAAAGGGCUGAUCAGCUGGUACUAUUGAUUCUUAUUGCAGCAUUAACUAUCAAGUUUACGUUUUUCGACGAUCGGACUCAUCAGACUCCCCAACCUUUGGAAAAGUUAUCUCCAACGUAUAAUUCUCUGUCAGCUGAAAAAUCUCAAGAUUCAAAUAUGGAAAAGGAUACUUUCCGAAAUCGCUGCGUAUCAUUCGUUUUGUCUGAUAACUCAGAACAGUUGCCGUGUGAUGUCGAAGACAAAGAAGUCCAAACUGACCAGUGCGAUGAAGUGGAUCAAGAAGAAGAGGAACUUUCUUCUGCAAAAGCCAUCAAUCGUACUCUGGAUGAGAGCCUAACAGUUUUGAAGCUUGCUGCUAACCAAGUGACGGACCAGGAAGUACUGAAGCUUAUAGAAGCGCGAAAGAUCGAACUACGGCAGCUGGAAAAGGUGUUGGGAGACGCAGAACGUGGCGUUCGCAUUCGAAGACGUGUUCUUUCACAGAUGGGUGGGCCCCAUCUGGAAGAUGCUGUGGUACGGGUGCCCUAUAAGGCAUACGAUUACUCCAAAGUCGUAGGCGUGUGCUGCGAAAACGUCAUCGGGUAUGUACCGCUACCCAUCGGUUAUGCUGGCCCGUUAAUGGUGGAUGGAGAACCUUACUUUAUUCCAAUGGCGACCACUGAAGGAUGUUUGGUUGCCUCGACAAACCGUGGAAGCAGUGCCCUGUCAUAUAACGGUGGCGUCAGAACUCAACUAAUCGCAGACGGUAUGAGCCGUGGACCAGUAUUCCGGCUGCCGGAUAUACGUAGAGCAGCGGCUGUGAUGCGCUGGCUCGAAGAACCGGCUAAUAUAGAUCUAUUGAAAAAGAGUUUCAAUGCAACUAGUCGAUUUGCCCGGUUACAGAAAAUUCGAUGCCAAAUUGCCGGCCGCCAUUUAUUCAUCCGCUUUGUAGCCAAAACGGGCGACGCCAUGGGCAUGAACAUGGUAUCAAAGGGAACAGAAGCAGCCAUGAAAGUGAUACAAAGCCAUUUUACUGACUUGACAGUGGUGAGCCUAAGCGGGAACUUUUGCACGGACAAAAAGCCCGCCGCGGUUAAUUGGCUUGACGGCCGUGGUAAAUCUGUAGUCAGUGAGGCCGUCAUUCCUGCGGCUGUCGUGCGCGAUAAGCUAAAGACCAAUGUAGCAGCAUUAGUCGACCUAAAUAUCACCAAGAAUUUAAUUGGGUCUUCCAUCGCCGGGUCCAUCGGUGGGUUUAACGCUCACGCAGCAAAUAUCGUAUCUGCCAUUUUCAUUGCCACGGGACAGGAUCCUGCCCAAGUGGUCACCAGUAGCAAUUGCAUGACAUUAAUGGAGCCAUGGGGGCCAGACUUGCAGGAUUUGUACAUCUCUUGUACCAUGCCGUCGCUGGAAGUCGGAACCAUCGGAGGCGGAACCUGGCUGCCUGCUCAGGGCGCUUGCCUUGAUAUGCUGGGCUUGCGAGGGUCAAACGUUGAAGAACCUGGAGCCAACGCAAGUCGAUUAGCACGUAUCAUCUGUGCGGCCGUUUUGGCAGGCGAGCUCUCACUUAUGUCUUCGCUCGCGGCAGGCACUCUUGUGCAGUCUCACAUGACGCAUAAUCGAUCGUAUGCCAACCUAACGCCAUGUUUUUCAUCGUAGUUAUUCUCUGUUGCCAUUACUUUAGCAUGCGGUGUUUCGUGGAUUAAAAAUUAUCUUUCGAAUGAAAUUGAUCAAUUGACGUGCUCUUUGUAAACAUUUGAAAAGAACAGGAAUGGAAUUUUUAUUGUAUUCGCCGCUCGUUGACACCGUUGUAGAAUUUGACAAGCUGUGCAGUAUUGUAUGUAAAUGGGAUGAUAUAUAUUAUUGAGUGGUUAGAGGUUAUAUAUAUAAUAUAGUGUUGCGAUCACGUCA
This is a messenger RNA of Daphnia carinata, 3009 nucleotides long. It is a transcript of the gene Hmgcr, whose product is annotated as 3-hydroxy-3-methylglutaryl-coenzyme A reductase-like. Lineage: Eukaryota; Metazoa; Arthropoda; Branchiopoda; Diplostraca; Daphniidae. The coding region runs from base 154 to 2757 and encodes 867 amino acids. Gene Ontology annotation, cellular component: peroxisomal membrane; endoplasmic reticulum membrane. Gene Ontology annotation, molecular function: NADP binding; protein binding; hydroxymethylglutaryl-CoA reductase (NADPH) activity. The transcript is spliced from 10 exons. Gene Ontology annotation, biological process: sterol biosynthetic process; isoprenoid biosynthetic process; coenzyme A metabolic process. The record is from RefSeq and is a predicted model, not a curated record.